AGCCAGCACUGUCCCUUCUGCCAGACCAUGUUCCACCAGCAGGACCCUCUGAAGACCCCCCAGCAGGAGAGCCACGCAGCCAGCAGGCAGCUCUUCCACUGCCACCAGUGUGGGAAGCAGUAUAACACCCAGCUGGGUUACAGACGCCACCUGGUGGCAGCCCACAGCGCCGCAGCAGGCCUGCCCUGCCCAGAGGGGGCGUCGUCACUGCUGGAGCACCUGGGCAGCCAUAUAGAGCGGCCAGCUCCGUUAGAGGGCAACACGAACGCCACAGUGCCAGUGAGAGAGAGGAAGUACUCGUGUGAGAGGUGUGACCGCCGCUUCUACACCCGUAAGGAUGUGCGGCGUCAUGCUGUGGUGCACACUGGGCGCCGUGACUUCCUGUGCCCGCGCUGUGCUCAACGCUUUGGCCGCAGAGAUCACCUGACCCGCCACUUGAAGAAGAGCCACGCCCAGGAGUCAGGGUUGAUGCCACCUUGUGCUCCCAGUACCCCUGUUGCUACGCCGACCCCCGCCACGCAGUGCACCGUGAAGGAGGAGCCCAGCCCUGUGACCUCUGACCUGGUCCCCGUCUCCAAGGAGCCCUUGGAGACAUUCUCCAGGGACAUGUACAACUCCUACCCCAUGGCCAGUCCUGUCCCUGGGAUGGGCCAUCCUCAUGGCCUCAUGCAGGGCUCCUUGUCCUCAGGCAUGGGUGUGGGUCGCCACAUGCCCCCCCAAUCUUCUCACCACCAUCACCUGCAGCCUCCAGCAGCGGCGCAGCAGCAGUCCUACAGCAACAUGACAAGGUACCAGCACGGAUCUACCUCAUAUCCUCGCUCCGACGUGGACAGCUUCCUGCUGGACCUGCAGAGUGCCCCCCCACCUCACCUGAGUGCAGUCAAUUCCUCUACCUCUACUUCUGCCUCCCCCCAGAGGGAGGUGCUGGGUGAAGGCGUGGGCUCUGGCGGCGAGUCUCACCUUCUGUGCCGGAGUCCUGCUGUGUCCUCAGCCGAGCUGUCCUGCUCCACCAACAUGGACCUGGGACCUCUGCUGGGGUUCCUGCCUUUCAGCCUGCCACCCUACAGCCCCCACAUGGGGAUGGGGGGGUUAGUGAUGAGCUAUCCACCCACCACCACCACCACUUCCUCUCCAUCUUCCAACACUGGGCUGUCCUCCCAGGCCCCAGGGCCUUUCACCUUCUUCCAGCCUCCCCAGGUUCACGUACCCCAGGGCCCUGGAGCCCACAACCACAGCCAACUACCUCAGGCCUACAGCAGUCCUGCUAUGAGCACUUCCAGCUCCCUACCUCACUACUACCAGGCUUUUCAGCAGUGAGCAGCUCUGUCCCACAAACACUCAUGUUUCAUGAAAAGGGCAAAACAUCUGUAUUGUAAACCAGAUGUGUAACUUUAGCCUGUCUGUG
This is a messenger RNA of Seriola dumerili (greater amberjack), 1405 nucleotides long. Its product is annotated as zinc finger protein PLAGL2-like. The transcript has a single exon. Gene Ontology annotation, biological process: regulation of transcription by RNA polymerase II. Gene Ontology annotation, cellular component: nucleus. NCBI's taxonomy places the organism in Eukaryota, Metazoa, Chordata, Actinopteri, Carangiformes, Carangidae. Gene Ontology annotation, molecular function: DNA-binding transcription factor activity, RNA polymerase II-specific; RNA polymerase II transcription regulatory region sequence-specific DNA binding. Bases 28 to 1317 code for a protein of 429 amino acids. The record is from RefSeq and is a predicted model, not a curated record.